AUUGCUCGUUCGGUCUUUUUGUCUGCCCGCCAGCUUUUUUGUUUUCCUAGAUCAGUAUCUUUCGCGAGCGCAGGCCCACCAGCUUUUGGAGGCAGGUAAGAGCCAAAAGUCUCCGCCUCUAACUUUCGGUUUCACUCUCUACCGGGGACGCAUUUAUCGGGAUUACUUAUUUGUAACAGACAGUAGAAGCAUGGAGGUUGAAUACCCGGUACCUCGUAGGGACGAGAGUAAGGUUGACAUCUACCAUGGUACUGAAGUGCCAGAUCCAUAUGCCUGGCUGGAAGAUCCUGACAGUGAAGAGACAAAGGCUUUUGUAGAUGCUCAGAAUCAAAUCACCAUGCCUUUCCUUGACAACUCAUCAGUGCGAGAAAAGUUUAAGGAACGAAUGACAGAACUUUAUGAUUAUCCAAAGUACAGUUGUCCUUACAAAAGAGGGAAACGAUACUACUACUAUUAUAACAGUGGUCUGCAAAAUCAGAGUGUGCUGUAUGUUCAGGAUUCCUUGAACAGUUCAGCUCGAGUCUUCUUUGAUCCCAACAAACUCUCUGAGGAUGGAACAGUAGCGUUGCAAAUGGCCAAAUUCUCUGAGGAAUGCGAGUACUUUGCAUAUGGCUUAAGUUCCAGUGGCUCUGACUGGGUGACUAUUAAGUUUAUGAAAGUGGAUGAUGAGAAGGAGUUACCUGAUAUCUUAGAAAGGGUGAAGUUUAGCAGUCUGGCUUGGACACAUGAUGCAAAAGGAAUAUUCUACAACCGCUAUCCUGAUGAACCUGGAAAAGCUGAUGGCACUGAGACAACUAGUAACCUGAAUCAGAAAUUGUACUACCAUGUGAUAGGAACUGAACAGUCAGCAGAUAUUCUAGUUGCAGAGUUUCCAGAAAACCCCAAGUGGACCAGUGGAGCUACGGUAACAGAUGAUGGCCAAUAUGUAGUCCUGUCAAUCUCAGAGGGUUGUAAACCUGUCAAUCGUUUGUGGUAUUGUGAUCUGCGUCAACUUACUAAUGGGAUCACAGGGCUGCUGCCAUGGGUGAAACUGAUAGACAAUUUUGAUGCAAAGUACUCUUAUGUCACCAAUGAAGACACUUUGUUCACCUUCAGAACCAAUCUUAACUCUCCUCGUUACAAGCUAAUUAAUAUCGAUCUGAAAUACCCAGAUCCCUCUCAGUGGAAGACCCUGAUUCCGGAGCAUGAGAAAGAUGUUUUAGAUUUUGCUUCAUGUGUAAACCAGAAGUAUUUGGUGGUAGAUUAUCUCCAUGAUGUAAAAGAUGUUCUACACCUGUAUGACCUUAGCAGUGGUGUAUUUUUGAAGAACCUUCCACUGGAAAUUGGUACCAUUGCUGGAUUUAGUGGACGUAAACGGGACUCUGAAAUAUUUUAUAAGUUCACAUCUUUUUUAACCCCAGGAAUUAUUUACCAAUGUGAUCUUUCAUCUGAUAAUCCAGAACCCAAAGUGUUUCGAGAAGUGGAAGUGAAAGGGUUUAAUGUGUCAGAGUAUCAGACUGCUCAGGUAUUUUAUCCCAGUAAAGAUGGAACAGAAAUUCCUAUGUUUCUUGUUCACAAGAAAGGAGUGAAAUUGGAUGGCUCCAACCCAGUGUUCCUUCAUGGAUAUGGAGGUUUUAGCUGUUCACUACAACCAUACUACAGUGUUCAGUACCUUAUUUUUGUGAGGCAUCUUGGUGGGAUCCUUGCUAUUCCUAAUAUAAGAGGUGGAGGAGAAUAUGGGGAAACAUGGCAUGAAGAUGGAAUUCUGAACAAAAAACAAAAUGGAUUUGAUGAUUUCCAGUGUGCAGCUGAAUAUCUAAUCAAAAAUGGUUACACCUCCAGCAGGAAUCUGGCCAUUAAUGGUGCAUCCAAUGGAGGGCUUCUUGUUGCUGCUUGUGUAAACCAGCGACCAGAUUUAUUUGGCUGUGCAGUGGCUGAAGUUGGAGUCAUGGACAUGCUGAAGUUCCAUAAGUUUACCAUUGGUCAUGCCUGGACAACUGACUAUGGCUGUUCUGACGAUAAAGAACAAUUUAACUAUUUAAUCAGAUAUUCUCCUCUUCACAAUAUCAGUGUACCACCACAAGGCGUUCAGUACCCAGCUGUGCUGCUGCUGACUGCAGAUCAUGAUGACCGUGUAGUCCCUCUGCAUUCACUGAAAUACAUUGCCACAUUGCAGCAUAUUGUGGGUAAAAGUCCAAGUCAGAAAAACCCACUGAUGAUUAGAAUUGAUGUCAAAAGUGGGCAUGGUGCAGGAAAACCAACAUCUAAAAUCAUCCAGGAGGAAUCUGAUAUCUUUACUUUUGUUGCUGAGACCUUAAACCUCAAGUGGCUGGAAUAAUGAUCUAUGUAGAAGCAGGCAUCCCACAGCACCAAGCAUCAGUACACUCGAAGUAGUUGAGAAGAUCAUUGUAACUAACAUAAACACUAGAAUUAUAACUUGAAAAAAAUGUAAUAUUGUGCAUGGACUUGAGUUUCUACUCUAAUUCAGGUGACUGUUAUAUAUGAGUGACUAUUUUCCUUAAGCGAAAAAAAAAAUUCCUUCAGCGCUGAUUUAUUCCCAGAUGUGUUUUGUCUACAUUGCAUUUUAUGCAUUCAGAGUUGAAUGUAGAAUAUUCUUGCCUAGGAUAAAGAAUGAACGGACGGACACAGUUACUGUAAUCUUAAAGUAUGAAUGUCAUCAAGUGUUUAAGGAGCAUCCUGAAUGCUCAGUACUGCUUCUUAAGUAAUGAUUUAUUAAGUUAGAUUUUUUUAAGUGCAAUAUUGUCUGAAAUGAUUUUAAUUAAAUUUUAUUUCUUUUUCCACA
Messenger RNA from Protopterus annectens (West African lungfish), 2782 nucleotides. RefSeq names its product prolyl endopeptidase-like. Gene Ontology annotation, molecular function: serine-type endopeptidase activity; oligopeptidase activity. The record is from RefSeq and is a predicted model, not a curated record. Gene Ontology annotation, biological process: proteolysis. Bases 191 to 2317 code for a protein of 708 amino acids. Lineage: Eukaryota; Metazoa; Chordata; Ceratodontiformes; Protopteridae. The transcript has 15 exons. Gene Ontology annotation, cellular component: cytosol.